AAGAGCAGAGCAAUUCAUCGGCCCCUUGAGCGAGAGAAUUUAUCAGAAACAACGAUUUCGAUUUGGGGGAUUCAAUAGAGAAAGAGCUCUCUGCGUCGUAUAAUAAGUAUAAUCCUUUGAGAGAAAUAUGACGGAAGAACCACAGAAGGUGCCUUCUUCAUCGUUACAGCAACCUUCUUCUUCUUCUGAUAAGAAACCCGAAGAAGAUUCUGGGAUCAAGCCUCAGAAUCCAGAUCGAGCUUAUCCAUUGUAUCCACCGGGUCUUGUUCCCGGGUUGAAUCAUGGACAGUACGACGAACAAACGAACCGUGGAGCUGGGAUCUAUGCGGUUCCUGUGAAUCAUCAUAAUCAAUUUGGAGCUCUUCCUUCUAACUAUCUUAUCCCUCUCACUUACAAUAUCCCCACAACGAGAGCAAACAAUGAGACUGGGGAUGGGGGAGAGAAUCAAGGACAAGUUGGGCAGGGUCAGCAGCAGCAGCAGCAACAGCCUGGACAUCAAAGGCAAGUUGUUGUACGGAGAUUUGAGAUCGCCUUUCAGCUUGACAUUUUCCUCAUUCUCAAGCUUGCUGCUGUCAUCUUUCUGUUCAACCAAGAUGGAUCUAGACAAAGGCUCGCUGUUCUUGUGAUUUUCGCUACCAUCAUUUACUUAUACCAAACUGGAGCCCUUGCACCGUUUGUCCGAUGGCUAUCACAAGGUAUGCAUAGAGCCGCAGUACCACCACCUCGACCUCAACCACCUGCUGCUGCCGCCAGAGCUGAUAAUGAUCCUGCAGCUGCUGUGCCACUCAACGGAGGAGAUGCGCUUCCCGAGGGACAACAAGAGAAUGAAGGUGAUAACGGGAACAGAGCAAACGCAAAUGAAAAUGUGGAUGCAGCUCCCCAAGGGAAUCAAUGGUGGGGAAUAGUGAAAGAGAUUCAGAUGAUAGUUUUUGGCUUCAUUACUUCACUUCUCCCUGGCUUCCACAACAUAGAUUAGACUCUUUCUUUCUUUCUCCACUCAUCUCUCUUAUGUCAAAGUACAGAAAAUAGUAACCAUAAACACUCAAAUCUUCAAGUUUAAUGUAUGUGAGCCUGCAGUUUUCAUGCUUUUUGCCUUUUAUUGUUCAAAGCGCAGGAACUCAUAUACUGGACCUCUUUUAUUUAUAUCAAAAUUUUACGAAGAAGCUGAUAAGC
Messenger RNA from Eruca vesicaria subsp. sativa (arugula), 1173 nucleotides. NCBI's taxonomy places the organism in Eukaryota, Viridiplantae, Streptophyta, Magnoliopsida, Brassicales, Brassicaceae. The record is from the annotation of a GenBank genome assembly.